Molecule: messenger RNA, 885 nt
Organism: Miscanthus lutarioriparius
Lineage: Eukaryota; Viridiplantae; Streptophyta; Magnoliopsida; Poales; Poaceae
Source: the annotation of a GenBank genome assembly
AUGGCAGCGUCGCCGGACCACCUCUUCGGCCUGCGCAACAGCUUCUACAUCGGCGCGUACCACGCCGCCAUCACCAGCAGCCAGUCCCUCCCCGCGCACGCGCUCUCCCCCGACGACCUCGUCGAGCGCGACGCCCUCCUCUACCGCUCCUACAUCGCCAUCGGCUCCCACCAGUUGGUGAUCGGCGAGAUCGGACCCAGCGCGGCCACGCCGCUCCAGGCCGUCAAGCUGCUCGCCGUGUACCUCUCCGGCGACGCCGGGAACAGGGAAUCGGUGGUCUCGAGGCUCCGUGAGCUCCUGCCAGAUGCGGCGGUCGGGAGCAAUCCGAUCCUACGGUUGAUGGCCGGCACCGUCUUCAUGCACGAACGCGAUUACGCCGAGGCUCUCAAGCACACCAACUCCGGUGGCAGCAUGGAACUGCUUGCGUUGAAUGUUCAGAUAUACCUUCAAAUGAAUAGGGCGGACCACGCAGAGAAGCAACUCAGGGUGAUGCAGCAGCUGGACGAAGACCACACGCUGACGCAGCUCGCCAAUGCAUGGGUCGACCUUGUCAUGGGUGGCUCCAAGAUCCAAGAAGCGCACCUCAUCUUCCAGGACUUGUCCGAGAAGUACCCGACGACCUGCACGAUUCUUAACGGGAAAGCCCUGUGUUCGAUGCACAUGGGCAACUUCGAGGACGCGGAGGGCUUGCUGCUGGAGUCACUGAACAAGGACGCCAAGGAUGCUGAAACUCUUGCGAACCUCACUGUGUGCAGCCUCAACUUGGGAAAACCUGCAACGCGCUACCUCAACCAGUUGAAGCUAGCACAGCCAGACCACGCGCUGGUGAAGCGCAUGUCCUCCGCUGCAGACAGCUUCGACAGAGCCUGCGAAGCAAUGGCAUGA